AUGGCUACCGUAUGGUCAUCUAACGAAAAACCUAUUAACAUUCAGAUAAAUAAAGCAUUCUACAAUGGGGCACAACUGAAACACGAACUUUCAGCGCCCUACGAAUUGCUUCUUCCAGCGAGCAUAUCUGCACUUGGCUUUGCUACAUUCUUCUUAUCAAAUCAAACAAAAAAAGAAACGGUGGAAUAUGCAAAAAUCCGUUCCGUCCAAGAAUUUGCGAAAAAAGAUCAGGCAGAAGUAAAUACAACAUUUAUGAGCAAUGAGCAUAUUGAGCUUACGUUCGAUUCAUCUGGCCAGUUGGUAUCGUUGAAAAACCUAGAAAGCGGAAAAAUAACCAAAUUAAGGCAAGAGUUCCUUAUGUACAAAGGAAUGGGUUUUGCUAAGCCCAAAAAUCAAUCUUCCGGAGCUUAUGUCUUUCGACCAAAUGGUACCAAGGCGUUCCCUAUUACAAAUGCUACAUCAUCUGCACAAUUUGUGAAGGUAUUAAUUAGAUAUCAUUCCAACGCUAAAAGACAAUUUGGUUAUGAGUUCAGGAUAUUUGCAACGCUAUAA
Molecule: messenger RNA, 552 nt
Organism: Gongylonema pulchrum
Lineage: Eukaryota; Metazoa; Nematoda; Chromadorea; Rhabditida; Gongylonematidae
Source: the annotation of a GenBank genome assembly